Molecule: messenger RNA, 2390 nt
Organism: Sesamum indicum (sesame)
Lineage: Eukaryota; Viridiplantae; Streptophyta; Magnoliopsida; Lamiales; Pedaliaceae
Product: putative inactive purple acid phosphatase 2
Molecular function (GO): metal ion binding; acid phosphatase activity
Source: RefSeq, a predicted model, not a curated record
UGUAAGUCCUCUAAAAAUAGGAUGUUGAGAAUUCUUUUGUUAUAUAGUGUUGUGCUAUUGAGCUGCGAACUCCCCACCAAGAUUUUCAGCUCUGAUCUCUGAAAAUCUUGUUAAGUUGUUGAUCAAGAUUCAAGAAAUCAUGAUCCCAUUAAAGCUUAUACCUUUUCUGUGGAUUCUCUGUCUGCUCCUCGUUCAGUUCUCCUCCUCAUCGCAGGUCUCCAUUUCGCUCAGCUCCAGAUCCGUUCCCAAAUCGGGAGACCCCAUAACCAUCCGGUGGUCUGGGGUUGACUCCCCGUCGCCGCUGGAUUGGCUCGGGAUUUACUCACCUGCAAACUCCUCGCACCCGGAUUUCAUCGGUUACGUUUUCCUUUCAAAGUCGCCGGAAUGGAAAUCCGGGUCGGGUUCAAUCACGAUCCCUUUGAUCAACCUGCGAUCGGAUUACCAGUUCCGGAUCUUCCACUGGACGGAGUCCGAAAUCAACCCGAAAAAGCAAGACCAUGAUCAUAAUCCCUUGCCCCGGACAAAGCACCUGUUGGCUGAGUCGGAAACUGUCCUGUUUGAACCGGGGCGGGGCCCCGAGCAGGUUCACUUGGCACUGACGGGUCAGGCGGGGGAGAUGCGGGUUAUGUUCGUGACCCAUGAUGGGAAAGAGAGUUUUGUGAGAUAUGGGUUGACCCGGAGCAAAAUGGGUAAGGUUGUGGGUACCCGGGUGUCGAGGUAUGAGAGGGAGGAUAUGUGUGAUGCGCCGGCGAACGAGAGCGUUGGGUGGAGGGAUCCGGGUUUUAUACAUGAUGGGAUCAUGGUUGGUUUGGAGGAUGGGAAGAGGUAUUAUUAUCAGGUUGGUAGUGAUUCGGGGGGUUGGAGCACAGCUUACAGCUUUGUGUCACCAAUUAAAGACUCAAGUGAAACAAUAGCUUUCUUAUUUGGAGACAUGGGAACUGCCACACCCUACUCAACUUUUGUGCGCACGCAGGAAGAAAGCAUCUCGACUGUCAAGUGGAUAAACAGAGAUAUCGAAGCUAUUGGCAACAAGCCUGCUUUGAUCUCCCAUAUUGGAGACAUAAGCUAUGCCAGAGGCUAUUCUUGGUUAUGGGAUAACUUUUUCAACCAGAUUGAACCAGUUGCAUCCAAAGUCCCGUACCAUGUAUGCAUUGGUAAUCACGAAUAUGAUUGGCCGUUGCAGCCAUGGAGGCCUGACUGGGCUUACUCUGUUUAUGGUACAGAUGGGGGCGGAGAGUGUGGAGUGCCGUACAGUCUUAGAUUCAACAUGCCUGGAAAUUCCUCGGAGCCUACAGGAACAAGAGCCCCUGCUACGAGAAAUCUAUUUUACUCGUUUGAUCUGGGGGUAGUCCAUUUUGUUUACUUCUCUACAGAAACUAACUUCCUUUCUGGAAGUAAACAGUAUGAAUUCUUGAAAAGCGACCUGGAAUCGGUGGAUAGAAACAAGACUCCUUACGUGGUUGUCCAAGGUCACAGGCCAAUGUACACCACCAGCUACGAAACAAGAGAUGUCCCCUUCAAAGAGAGGUUGCAGGAGCACCUGGAACAUCUUUUUGUGAAGAACAAGGUGACUUUGGCAUUGUGGGGUCAUGUACAUAGGUAUGAGCGCUUUUGCCCUCUUAAUAACUACACUUGUGGAAGCUUGGGCGCAAAUGGGGAAGAGUGGAAGGCGUUCCCCGUCCAUUUGGUGAUUGGUAUGGCCGGCCAAGAUUGGCAACCCAUCUGGCAACCAAGGCCAGACCAUCUGACCGAUCCUGUUUUCCCGCAACCCGUUCGAUCAAUGUAUCGAGCUGGUGAGUUUGGGUACGUCAGGCUUAAUGCCAAUAAAGAGAAACUUACAUUAUCAUAUGUAGGAAACCAUGAUGGAGAGGUACACGAUGUGGUGGAGAUAAUGGCUUCAGGACAAGUCCUCAACGGUCAUGCUGCUAGUGCUGAUGGUAGUAAUGCUGAUGGUAUUGCAGUAAUGGGCAAGUUAAACUCAAAACUUUCAUGGUAUGUUAUGCUCGCCAGUAUACUUGUUCUAGGAGCAUUUAUUGGGUAUGUUUUAGGUUUUAUUUCACGUUCUCGAAGGAGUGCUGCUACGGAGGCACAGUGGACUGCUGUCAAGAGCGACGAAACUUGAAUUCCUGAGAAUUGUAAGAAUUCUUCUGGUUUGUAAAUGUGUUUUUAUGAAUGAACAAUGUUUGUUCUUUCAAGUCUGCUGUAUAUGGAAUUUUGUCAACCUGGCCUAGAUGCAGUGUAAAAGCCAUAUAGCCAUAAAACUCUGUAUAUCCAACUUAUUGUCCUGAGAGUAUUUGUUAGUCAUUGCUGCACAGUGAUUAGUUUGUCAUAUCUACAUUGUAUAGAUUUUAAUGUGAAAAUGAGAAUAUAUUUGAAUUAGUUGUUGUUUA